AUGGUGGCGACAAGCGUGAUCUUUGUUUUGGUAGUCUUGGUGGGUGCGGCCCGCGGAUUAGAGCUGUAUUAUUUCAACGAGAAGGGAAGAGCGGAGCCAAUCAGGCUGAUGCUCCACUACGCUGGGACCAACUUCACGGACUUUCGAUUCUCGCGAGCUGAUUGGAACACCUCGAAGGAUUCGAUGCGUAUGUGAAGUAAUGAUAUCUGUCCGUCGGACAAUUUCUUGGACCAGUCCUAACGAUCAACCCGACCUAGAACGGUCAGAUUUCAAGCAUUGCAGUCACCGCAAAAAAAUUUCAAAAUACUUUUCAGUGUUCCACACAAUCCCGGCUCUGGUGCAAGACUCGGAUCUUUUGGAAAACAGCGAGGCGAUUACUCGGUAUGUGGCUCAAACCGCUGGUCUUCUGACAGCGUCGUACAUUGAAGACGCUCAAUUGGAUUCGUUGUUCGAACAAUCGGGAAUUGUUUUGAGGAACUUGCUAGAAUACAUCAGCAUUGUUGAGGGAAGAAAGCCAGGAAAUGCGGUGAGUUCAAAGAGGAAAAAGUUUGACCAGGGAAAGACUUGUCCCAUCUAAAGCAAGACUUGACCCGAUCAGGAAAAAAACUUGACUCGUUUGAAAAACGCCUGAACUUGUCAGAGAAGACUUGAUUCAGACAAAAAAUCUUCCGACCAAGAGGGGGAACGGCUUGACUCAGCCAAGGAAAGACUUGUCCCAUCUAAAGAAAGACUUGACCCAGUCAGGAAAAAAACUAGUCGAAUUUGAACAAAAGCCUGGUUCUGGUCUUGAUUUAGACAGGAAAUUUCUGAUCAAGAUAGGGGAAAGCUUGACUCAGCCAGGGAAAAAACUUGUCCCUUCUAAAGGAAGGCUUGACCCAGCCAGGAGAAAACAUGUGCCAUCUACCACUUAGCCAUCUUACACAAAAUAUUUAUUUCAGACAAAUGCCCGAUAUCGACUGGUCGAAUACCCCUGCCAACUCUACUAUCCACUCAUCGAGCAACACAUCUUCAAUGACACUGGAUUCUUCGGCCGGUAUGGCAUUACAUACUUUGAUUUUGUCUGGUUCAAUCUCUCAGACCUCAUCAAUUCGUAUGCUUUUGACGUCCUCGCGAAGUACCCUGUAUCGAGCAAUCAUUGGUGGAAUGUCAUGGGCUACAACAACUCCAACCUUCAGAACUAUUUUCAAACCCGGGGCGACGAUUUUCUGAGAAACGAGACAUUCACGAUUUACAAUUAUUUCAAUGCCACUCAAUAA
Bursaphelenchus xylophilus (pine wood nematode) is the source of this 1256-nucleotide messenger RNA. Lineage: Eukaryota; Metazoa; Nematoda; Chromadorea; Rhabditida; Aphelenchoididae. The record is from the annotation of a GenBank genome assembly.